Astyanax mexicanus (Mexican tetra) is the source of this 2637-nucleotide messenger RNA. It is a transcript of the gene pnck, whose product is annotated as pregnancy up-regulated nonubiquitous CaM kinase. Gene Ontology annotation, cellular component: intracellular anatomical structure. The record is from RefSeq and is a predicted model, not a curated record. Lineage: Eukaryota; Metazoa; Chordata; Actinopteri; Characiformes; Acestrorhamphidae. Bases 1212 to 2213 code for a protein of 333 amino acids. The transcript is spliced from 12 exons. Gene Ontology annotation, biological process: peptidyl-serine phosphorylation. Gene Ontology annotation, molecular function: calmodulin binding; ATP binding; calcium/calmodulin-dependent protein kinase activity.
AUGGCUAAAUAGGUAUAAGGGAUUCCAGAUUUUUAAAAUAUUUUCUGCAUGUAUAAAACACAGUUAAAAAAAAUAAAAACAGCAGUUUUGACAGCAGAAGGGGUUCUACGCAAUAUUAGACAGGUGGUUUUAAUGUUAUGGCUGAUAUAUAUACACAGGUAAAAACACACUUACUACUGAGAUAAACAGGUUUAAACAGAACUCCACUGCUGCUAUUAGACUCUUCUAAUAUCUGUCUCUGAAUCACAAACAGACAUUCAAUCUAAUCCAGUUAAUUAUAAUCAUUAAACACCAACCAUAUCUCUCACACUCAAACAGUAUGGGGCAAAUUCCCAAACAGGAAUUAAGCUUAGCUUUGGAUUGCACAGGAUGUUGAAUGGAGAAGAAAAAUGUAUUCUAUGACAAUACAUAGGGCCUGGUGGUCUGAAAGUGAGAUGUGUUCUGGUGUUUAAAUAUCUGGCGUGUUUCUAUCUUGGUCGCGCCACUGACUGAUUAAAACCCUGACAACAGCCCAUUCCUAUCUUAGCCAUGUAGGAGUGCUAUGCACUAUGCAUGCUCAGUGUGUGUACAUCCCUGCUUGUUACACACACAAAUAAAUGUGCUGCAGAGCUCAAAACCAGCUUUUACAUCAACAAUAAACAGAACAAGGAAUAAAAUAACAUUGAUGUUUCGUUAAAUGAGCUGCUGGUGUGUCUUGAAGGUGUUAAAAUACAAACGUGCCAAAGUCAAAGCUAUACACUAAUGUUUAAUUAGUGUAGCCACAUCCAGAGAUGCUUAUAUAAUUCUUACCAUACUGUAAGCUUUAAAUAUUUUUAUUACUUUCCUUGCAGGGAGAAUAAAUUAAAAGAAGACCACAGUCCUCUUUCUCUCUCUCUCUCUCUUUUUCUUUCUCUUAGAAAUCUUCCCUCCCUCUUGCUCUUUCUCUCUCUCUCUAACUCAAAUAGCUCUGAAACACACAUACACACAGACACAAACACACACACACACACACAUUCAUAUACACACUCUCUCCACUUGUUCCCUAAGUCUCUUCUCUCAAAAGUGUGUGGGUGGCCAAGGUCGCCAGUGUAAAGUGAAUGUGAUUUUCAAUUACACAGCUUCAGAGCAGGUUGAAAGUUGGGCGAGGUGGACGUAGAAGGCAAAUUUUGUAGCUAGCAGAUUCGGCACGGCCUGCGGAGCGUUUCGGGUGGCAUCCGGCAGCCAAGGUGAAGAUGCCACUAAUGAGAGAUGUGCGUAAGAAAGCGGAUGACAUCAGCGCCGUGUACGAGCUGAGAGAGAAGCUGGGAGAAGGCUCUUUCUCAGAGGUGAGAGUCGCUCAGCACCGCAAGACACACAAGCUUGUAGCCGUCAAGUGCAUCCGCAAGAGGGCGCUAAAGGGCAAGGAAUCCAUGCUGGAGAACGAGAUCGCAGUUUUACGCCGAAUCAAGCAUGAAAAUAUAAUUUCCCUGGAGGAGACCUUUGAGACGCCUACGAAACUUUAUUUGGUAAUGACACUGGUGACCGGAGGAGAGUUGCUGGACAGGAUUCUGGAGAGAGGAAGCUACACAGAGAAGGAUGCCAGCCGGGUCAUUCUGCAGGUGCUGGAGGCCGUCAAGUACCUGCAUCAGCUGGGCAUCGUACACAGAGACCUCAAGCCGGAGAAUCUGCUGUAUGAAACUCCUUUAGAAGAUUCGAAGAUUGUCAUCAGUGACUUCGGUCUGUCUAAGAUGGAGGAGCAGGGAGCGCUGUCCACCGCCUGUGGAACCCCAGCGUACGUAGCUCCUGAGCUGUUACAGCAGAAGACGUAUGGUAAGGGAGUCGACCUCUGGGCCCUGGGAGUCAUUUCAUUUAUAUUGUUGUGUGGCUAUCCUCCCUUCUACGAUGAAAACGACACUCAGCUCUACAAGCAAAUCAUAAAGGCUGAGUUUGAGUUUGACUCACCGUACUGGGAUGAUAUAUCUGAUUCAGCCAAAGACUUCAUAGUCCACUUACUGCAGAAGGAUCCGGAGAGGAGGUUCAAUUGUGAGCAGGCCUUGCAGCAUCCUUGGAUUUCAGGUGGAGCUGCUCUGGAUAAGAACAUCCACGGUUCAGUCAGCGCACAGAUUCAGAAGAACUUCGCCAAGAGCCAGUGGAAGAGAGCCUUUAAUGCCACCAUGGUGGUUCAUCACCUCAGGAAGAAGGCUCAUACCAGUGAGGAGGAGGUGGACGCAUCCAUAAGUACUGGGACCUCAUGAAGACCCUCUGGCGCAGGACCAAGAGUCCGUCAACUCCACGAAUCCGACUGCGCUCUUGUCCUAGCAGGGCCUGCGCUCCGAACUGCUGAUGUAGGCGCUAUCUGCUGCUUUGCCUGAAACAAACCAGUAUGAUUUUUGUGCUGGUGCCAGAUGGAACUGUAUUGGAGGCUCCUUUGUGUAAGUUGCUACUGCUGCACAUCACCGCACUGUUUACCUGUUUACUGUUUUAGCUAGCGUACGCUAAACUGUCAUGCUGUGGCGGCUUGUUUGUGUUUGUUUAACAGUGUGCUGCUAUUUGAAGUACUUUAUAUUAUUAGCUUUGUGUGCUUUAAGCUGUUCAUAAAUAAUGAUGACACAUCUGUGCAUCUGUGCUAUGUAGUGUAGGAGAGUAAAUAUGUACAUAGAGUAUGACAAAACAAUGUGG